Molecule: messenger RNA, 518 nt
Organism: Cetraspora pellucida
Lineage: Eukaryota; Fungi; Glomeromycota; Glomeromycetes; Diversisporales; Gigasporaceae
Source: the annotation of a GenBank genome assembly
AUGUUCUUGCAACUUGCAACUGUUCAAGCUCUUAAAAUUCCAGGUAGCAUUUCUGUAGAAGAUACAGAAACUGUAGUUCAAGACGAAUUAACUCAAAUUUUAACUCCCCAAUCACAAAGUUAUCCAAAUCUUUUUAUUGGCCUGAAAUGUUCUACUGAAACUAGUAAUAUUACAUCAUUAAUAGAAGUAAACCAGAUUUCAAGUAACAUUUUUGUAGAAGAAGAUAUAGAAACAAAAAAUUAUCAAAAAUAUUCUACUGAAACUAGUGAUAUUACAUCACUAAUGAAUACCUCAUAUGCAGAACCUAUCGACAUAGAUUUAAUUAAAGAACCAGAAAUAGACAAAGUUUAUCAAAAAAUUCAAGAUGAACUAACCCAAUCCUUAAUUCCCCAACCACAAAGUCACCCAAAUCCUUUUAUUGAUGGAACUUGGAAAGACCAACUAAAAAAAAUCUUAAACAAAUUAAAAGACAAAGACUGUGUUCUAAAAAAACAGAUCAAGACUAUUGAAGCAUAUCU